CACACUGGAGUUCUCCAGUCUGUAAAACGCGUUCUUUCAAUCCAUUCGAGUUUCGAUUUGUGAACCAUGUCGAGGAUUUAUUCGUCAUAUUUUUUUUUCAUUCUAGCAGUUCUCCUGACAAGAUGGACUACCCUGGCCUCAUCAAACACAACCACCGAGCUUGAUGAUGACGAUGAUGACCUGGACAUGGACUUCGAGACAUUCAAGAGCACAAUAAAACGAUACAGAAGAUUGAUACCUUACAUAAGUCAUUACGUAGCGAGUAAUCACGUGAAUCAGGGUAACCAGCACGAUCCCAGUACAGGAUUAAAUUCCCACAGACUGAUGCAUGGACCACAGUCACAGCGAUCCCCUGGCCACAUAACUGCACUCGUUAACCAAGAAAAAUUUGUCCCCUCAGUUCAAUACGAUCCUAAAGACAUUGGAGGUGAUAACGACUACUUUACACCUGUUCGAUACAAUAAGCCAAGUUACGAGGAGUACUACAGGGAUUAUGAUCGUCGGCCAGUAUAUCAGACAGAUAUAACGAGCCACAACCAUCAGGACACCAGAUACUACAAUCAGGAUAGACCGAGACCCCAAACAAAUCCGUACCACCACAACCAGAAGCACAAGAUAUCCAAUAUCUACCGCGACUAUUUCCUCGAUUAUCAAAGGCCAGUUUCAAUCCAGACAAAUCAGGAUUACUAUCCCGUCGAUGAUUUCGAGUCACUCAAGUACGUGAAGAUCGAGCCUCCACGCACCUACAAGCAACAGCACCAGUCCCAAUCCCCUAGAGUUCAAUCCCAUCUUCAAAGAAGACCAAUUUACCAAUCGAAUAACAUCAACAGACCGAUAGCAAACGAGAAUAUUAUCAAGAGCUUGCAACUGACAAAUCAGUUACCCGAGAUUCUCAAUAGAGAUAACAUCGACGCCAGUCUUAAAACACUUGCUGAGAUAUUAAGUCUUCUUCGAGACUCCAAGAAAUCCGAGAUUGAGCAUUCUCAUUUGUCAGAGCCAGUUGUUACUCAAAAUGUACAAAGCUACAGUGACACAAAGCAUCACUAUCGUCCAAAAGUAGUGACGGAAACAAGAUAUCAAGCAACACCAUCACCCCUAGUUGACACUGGGCAUGUGAAUCUCAACAGCCAAGUGUACAGGAAUAAUGGAAAAUCCAAGUUGUCGGGUUACUCGGAUUACGGUAUUAAGAGUGAAAAUUUCAUAGAAUAUUAUCAGCCUGUUGUUCAGGACAUCGAUGAUAAUGGUGAUGCUCAUGAUUACGACACUAGACCCUACAAAAUUGAUGAUGAGCAGGAUUACGAUACUAGGUCGUACGAUAUUGAAACAAAACCCUACAAAGUACCGACUGCUGACAGCAGUUAUGGAAUAAGUGAGAAUGUUGAUGAGGGAGAGGAUAAACAAGUGGCAACAACUCCUCAGGCACCCAAGCACUUUCAACUUGCUGAAGGCUUCAUCAGUGAUGCCCUCAAUAUACCAACAAUGGCAAUCAAGUAUGGUGCUACGAGGGGAAAACCAGGUAUCGAUUAUCCAGCUUAUGCUGUUAUACCGGAAACUAAUUUUAACUGCAAGGAGCAGAGGUAUAAGGGAUUCUUUGGCGAUCCAUCCACUAGAUGCCAAGUCUGGCAUUACUGUGACCUAAAUGGUGGCAAAUCCUCAUUCCUCUGCCCCAAUGGCACAAUAUUCAGUCAACAAGCUCUCACCUGUGACUGGUGGUUCAAUGUCAAGUGUGAAUCAACAACUCAACUCUACGUUCUCAAUGAGAGACUGUACAAAUUUAUCCUACCAAUCAUGCCCAAGUUUCCCGAGGAUUUCAGUGGUCCAGAAGUGGAUCGUUAUCUCGAGAUGAAAUUUAGGGAGAUGGAGGCUAAGAUGAAAGCCAAGAAAUUGAAAAAGGCAAUGGAGAAGAAGAAGCAGGAGAAGACAACCACGAGCACUGUCGAAUAGUCCUGAGUAGUUGAGGGGGAAAUAACAAGGGCCAAUAGUGGAUCUUGUUUCAUGUUUCGUUGCCAUGAAUAUCAUUCUCGUAAAUUCAUUCGGAAUUAAUUUUUUUUUUUUCGCUAUUUAUCUCACUCCACUGAGUGUGAAGCACACGAAAACGGGUAUGUCGAUAAUCAAUAAGUAUUUGUCUAUUUCUCUAGUCAUACUUGUAUUUUUUCUUUGUUUCUUUUGUUAUUUUUAUGAGAGUGUACUUGAUCCACCCCUUGAACUGCGCUAUUCAGUACCUAACGAUUGAUUGCGGACCGAUUAUCUAUUGAUUGAGAGCAACGGUUGUAUUUACUGUUGAAAAAUGUUGAAUUUUUCAUGUUUCCUGAAACAUCAACUGUCAGGAAACUUAUUUUCUGAAAAUUUCUGUUGAAUUUCUUUAAAUUUCAAUUUCCUGAAAAAUUCUACAUUUUUUUGAACAGUUUCCUUCGGAUUUCGCGGUAUUAGUUAUUCAUCUCGGUGGAGGGUAGGAGUUUUCAAGAGUCUUCGGGACUUUGAAAAAGUUUUAAAAUUCAUGCAGUGAUAUUUUAAAUGAAAAUCUGAGGGGAUUCAAACGUUUCUCAAUGGAUUUUUCUCGCGAACAGUACCUAAUACACCUAAGUGUCGAUGUGGAGAUAUUUUCAUUCAUUAUUUAUUAUUUACUACGAUUUUUUUUCAUUUAAUUAAUUCGAUCCCUAUCGAUGCUAUUCCAGCAUUUUUCGCGUAAUUUAAAUAAUAAGAACCGACCGGAGAUUAUUCUUCGAUUUAAAUGAUUAA
Fopius arisanus is the source of this 2739-nucleotide messenger RNA. RefSeq lists its product as uncharacterized. Bases 67 to 1944 code for a protein of 625 amino acids. Lineage: Eukaryota; Metazoa; Arthropoda; Insecta; Hymenoptera; Braconidae. The transcript has 3 exons. Gene Ontology annotation, cellular component: extracellular region. Gene Ontology annotation, molecular function: chitin binding. The record is from RefSeq and is a predicted model, not a curated record.